AUGAACAUGGAAGAUGAUCAACGACCAUGGGCUGAUAUAUGCCCAUAUCUCUUGGAUUCCAUCUAUAACAGACUCUCAUCUCACAUCGACGGUACUCACUUCGGCGACGUAUGCAAGAACUGGCACCAAGUUCACUCUCACAUCGCCCUUUCCAAUCCUCGGCCUGUGUUGAUCAACCAUGCGAAAUUGUCCAGCUCGGACGUCAUCCAAGUGCGGGAGGGGAAACGACUUGUCCUCAAACGACGUCGUGAAUCUCAAAUCCCAUAUGAGCUUACAGCGCUGCCCACUGCGCAGGACUCGACGAUCUUCGUGGUGUAUGGCGACCGCUAUCUCUGCAUGUUUCGUCGUGGAAACUAUGAUGGAUUUGUGCAAAAAACAUACGAUUUCUCCUUGGGUGGCAAAAAAGGACAAACAUGUCUUGGCGUGGGCUACAAAGACGGUAGAUUCUUUUGUUUAUUUGAAAUGGGUGAUAUGUUGAUUUUCAGCAUCAACGAAAAUGAGACCAGAAUGUUGUUGGCGGCAACUAAACCUUUGCUUCCAGAACAACUCCAACGAUGGGAUAGUUUGAGUGUAGAGGCGUUGGUGUUGGCAAAAAAAGCCACAUCUGUAAAUGAUCGAUACCAUGACCAUGAGGUAGAAGAGGUGAUGGGGUUUAGGCUGAUCACUCAUUGGGAGCGAGAUCGUGAGGAGAGCUUCCUACUUGUAGCAGUGGAGGAAAAUGUUUUGAUGGCCACCGAUCUGUUACUGGAGAAGUAA
Linum trigynum is the source of this 756-nucleotide messenger RNA. The record is from the annotation of a GenBank genome assembly. NCBI's taxonomy places the organism in Eukaryota, Viridiplantae, Streptophyta, Magnoliopsida, Malpighiales, Linaceae.